This is a messenger RNA of Glycine soja, 2839 nucleotides long. Its product is annotated as calmodulin-binding receptor kinase CaMRLK-like. Gene Ontology annotation, biological process: protein phosphorylation. Gene Ontology annotation, molecular function: protein binding; ATP binding; protein kinase activity. Bases 56 to 2278 code for a protein of 740 amino acids. The record is from RefSeq and is a predicted model, not a curated record. The transcript has 2 exons. NCBI's taxonomy places the organism in Eukaryota, Viridiplantae, Streptophyta, Magnoliopsida, Fabales, Fabaceae.
UUUUCACCAUCCAUAAUCACGCUCACGUGCCGUUAACUCCUCCGUCAACAAACACAUGACGCCGUUCUUCCUACUUCACUACCACUAUAACCGCGAACUAUCCCACUUCACCAACAACUAUAUCCCACCCUCUGUCCCUUUUUUUUCUCUCUUCGCUUUCUUUCUUUCAAUUCAUACUCACCAUUGGGGUAUAAUAGGGACACGACAUUGUAACGGUGGAGUUAAGAAAAUGAAGCCCUGCUGCACAUUCUUCAUUCUCCUUUCGCUAGUUGUUAUUCUCGUUGAAUCUUCAUGCAAAAACGAAGACCAUGAGCUGGUGUCAAAGGCGUUCCAAUCUGUGUCUGGAUUCAACUCUUCCUGGUUCGAAACAGGUUCUAAUUGUUCAAAUGCUGUGAUUAAAGGGAUAAAUCUUUCGUCCAAAAACCUAAGUGGGAACAUCUCCUGGAAGUAUCUGAGGAACAUGUCCAAGUUGGAGGUUCUAGAUCUGUCUGGGAAUUUUCUGCAAGGCCAAGUCCCAAAUUGGUUCUGGAGAAGCUCAACCUUAUUGGUAGUGAACCUUUCCAGCAACAGGUUCGGAGGGAGCAUUCACCCGGCCACUUCCCAAAACAGUUCCUUUUCAUCGCUGCAAAAUCUCAAUCUCUCACACAACAGGUUCACCAACCAGCUUCACCUCUCUGGUUUCUCAAAUCUUAAAAGCCUCGACCUUUCGCACAACAACCUCGGAACCUUGCCUUCCGGGUUCCAAAACCUCACUACCAAUCUACACCACCUCGAUCUCUCCAACUGCAACAUCAAAGGAAACGUAAAACCCAUCUCCUCCCUCACCAAACUUUCAUCCUUGGAUUUAUCAAACAACACGUUGAACGGUAGUUUCCCCUCUGACUUCCCUCCUCUGAACAACAUCAAAUUCUUGAACAUCUCCCACAACAACUUCAAAGCCUCCACCACCUUAGACAGGUUCAUAAAGUUCGGCAAAUCAGCGUUCAUUCACGCCGGCAACAACUUCAACUACUACAACGCAUCAAAAACGCCAAAGCUUCGUUCAACUCCAACUCCAACCCCACCGCACCAACAGCCCCACCACAUUCACGCGAAGAAGAAGAAGCGGCCAAAAGAAAAACAAAAGUCAAAACACAAAACCAGAACCAUGAUGAUUGUGGCCUCGGCACUUGUUGUCGUUGUCGCGUUGUGCAUGUGCUGGGUGUGGUGUUGCAGGAGGAAGAGGCAAUUGGCGAAAAGGAGCAAGUGGGCGAUCUCGAAGCCGGUCCCACUGAGCAUGAAGAUGAUGGAAAAAUCAGGACCGUUCGCGUUCGAGACCGAGUCAGGGACAUCAUGGGUUGCUGACCUCAAAGAACCCUCUUCCGCAGCCGUGGUCGUGUUCGAGAAGCCACUCAUGAAACUCACCUUCGUCGACCUUCUCGCUGCCACGUCACACUUCGGAAAAGACUCUCUCCUCGCUCAGGGCAGGUGUGGGCCCGUUUAUCGCGCUGUCUUACCCGGAGACAUCCACGUGGCAAUCAAGGUCCUCGAAAACGCCAGAGACGUCCAUCAUCAUGAAGCUGUCGCUCUCUUCGUUGACAUUUCCCAACUCAAACACCCCAAUCUCUUGCCCCUCUCCGGUUACUGUAUUGCAGGUAAGGAGAAGCUGGUGUUGUAUGAGUUUAUGUCGAACGGGGAUUUAGGUAGGUGGUUGCAGGAGCUACCAACAGGGGAGACUAACGUGGAGGAUUGGAGUGGUGACACGUGGGACAUUAUUCAUAACGGCGCCGUUUCUCGAGCCUCACCCCCCGAAAAAAUGGGGUGGUUAAUACGGCACCGUAUUGCGGUGGGUGUGGCGCGUGGAUUAGCGUUUCUCCACCACGCGGGGUCGAGGCCCGUCGUGCACGGCCACCUGGUGACGUCGAACGUGCUUCUCGGCGACGACUUCGAGCCGCGGAUCGCGGAUUUCGGGUUUCGGAAACUCGGGCGAGAGAGCGCGGCGGCGAAUUGUUCCACCGAGACGGACGUUUACUGUUUCGGGGUGGUGCUGAUGGAGCUUCUGACGGGGAAGGCCGGCACGGCGGAGACGGUGGUUUGGGUGAGGAAGGCGGUGAGGGAGGGCCACGCGGUGAGGACGUUGGAUGAGAGGCUUAAACUCGGCGGCGACUCGGAGAGUGAGAUGGUGGAGAGUCUCCGAGUCGCCUAUUUGUGUACGGCCGAGUCUCCGGGGAAGAGGCCCACCAUGCAGCAAGUGUUGGGCCUUCUCAAAGAUAUUCACCCGAGUCAUGGACUCGACUGAGUUCACUUCACUCGCUCAACUGAGUGCAUGUUUCAUUUACAGAUGAAAUUGUUGUGGCCAGCUUUGCAAUGCAAAUCAAACAGAUAAAAGAUAAAAGGAAAAUGAAACCAAAAGCAAGACUUAUCAUCCUUUCACAAAAGUAUUUUUUUAUUUUAUUUUUCACCUGAUUUCCUCGGUCGCUUUUGAGUAAUUCAAUUCCUCUAUGCAUGUCACGUGGCAGUGGAGUUUUGGGUCGUGUUUUUUUUAUUUUUAAAAUUAAAUAUAUAUUUAGGAUUAUGAUUGAAAUGUAAUGUAUAUACGAAAAGUUCAGGAAGAAAAGAAAAAGUGAAAAAGGUGGACAAAAAGAAGUGGGGUAGGAAGGGAUGCUAGGGAAGCCUGAGAUGAAGCAAUGGAGUGUUCAGUUCAGUCAGUGUUGUUUGUUUAAUGUGAAAUUUCUUUUUUGUGAUGAGCAUGCAUAUUGCAUAGUGCAGAGAAUCCCACUUAUUACUUGUCUCUUCUAAGAGGGACUUCCAUCAUUCUUAUUCUUCAUCUAUUUUAUUGUUUCUCAUUCACUUUUUUCUA